AGGAUUGGGAGAAUGGAGGAAAAGUGGGAAGGAUUGGGAGAAUGGAGGAAAAGAGGGCAGCAAACCUAAAUAACGCAGUGGCUCUAGAAAACCUUGCUGGAAUUCAAAAGAAUAGACGAUAAAGUAGGGAAGAAACCUAAUAGAAAGGGGGGCUCUUUCUGCUCGCUGUGCCAGCGGAGGGUGGGCACGGCGCCCUCCAGCAGGACGGCGACGCGGAGAUCCGGGGCAUCGCCUGGUGUCAUGGACGUCGAUAUGCUGCAGACAACCCCCCACCAGUAAUGGAAUGGUCCGGCCAGUCGUCGAAGAUGGAGACGGUCGUGAACAACAUUGUGAAUGGAUCGCAGGGUGAUAAAAGCGGCGAGAUCCCAUGUCGCGACGCCGGGAGACUCAAUCACCAAGUGUUUCGUUUCAUGCGUUUCCAUCCGGAGAUGGGAUCGUCCAUCAAGCAGGGACGGGGAGACGGUGAGCGCGAGGUGAGCUUAACGACGGGACGCAGUAACGGUAAGCAGAUAUCAACAACCAUCUGA
Gaeumannomyces tritici R3-111a-1 is the source of this 527-nucleotide messenger RNA. RefSeq lists its product as hypothetical. The transcript has 2 exons. Lineage: Eukaryota; Fungi; Ascomycota; Sordariomycetes; Magnaporthales; Magnaporthaceae. The coding region runs from base 279 to 527 and encodes 82 amino acids. The record is from RefSeq and is a predicted model, not a curated record.